This is a messenger RNA of Anguilla anguilla (European eel), 6059 nucleotides long. Its product is annotated as retinal guanylyl cyclase 2-like. The transcript is spliced from 18 exons. Bases 2496 to 5825 code for a protein of 1109 amino acids. Gene Ontology annotation, molecular function: protein kinase activity; peptide receptor activity; ATP binding. Gene Ontology annotation, biological process: protein phosphorylation; cGMP biosynthetic process; receptor guanylyl cyclase signaling pathway. Lineage: Eukaryota; Metazoa; Chordata; Actinopteri; Anguilliformes; Anguillidae. The record is from RefSeq and is a predicted model, not a curated record.
UCAAUUGAGUAUUAGAGUAGGCUCCAAUAAAAUUUUUAAACGAGUAUUAAUCAGGGACGAAUACCAGUGCUGUUAAAUGUUUACAUUAUAUUACUUGGAUGUGGCAGACUCUCAUAUCCAGAAAGAGAAUGAGAAGACAGGUGCAUAAAUCUGGGAUGAGCAACAGUAACCGUAGAGGUAGGAGGUAAAUGCUCAGAAACCACAAAUGUGAAAACCUAGGAUUGAUGGUAACCUAGUUAAGCCUUUUGGGGAAAAUACACUGCAUCCCUAUCGGUGAGAUAUGCAACUACUCCCACACUACUAAGAAUCCUGCCUAACACUAACACUGUAAAAGGCUAGAUAGGCAGAAGCCUGCCUUGAUGCCUGUUGAAUAACUCAAACAUCAACUAACCAUAUAACAAUGCAAACAUUAUCAAAACUAAUUUAAGUUAUGCAUGUGUUGUUUAGAGACAUGUGCCAUUAAUUGUAGAGAUUUGUCAGAGAUAGGAAAUGCAUCACAUUGUUAUACAUCUACAACUUUAUUGAAGCAUACAGUUGUAGAUACUAUACAAUGCAGUAUAUUAUUUCAAAGCUACAUGCCCCAGAAAAAACCAACCAACUGCAAAAGUUGAAGUAUGGCUGUGCAGUAAUGUUUAGUGCAAUGCAAAGCAUCAUCCCUUCAUUGCUAAAAUCCAGACUCUCCAUUGCAUGUGGUCCAUUUGUUUCUCUGGGAGGAUAUGGCAUUACAUGGGAAAAUAUUCAAUCAAUCAUUCAAUCAAUAUUAUGACCAAUCAUGACAAGGAACAGAACAAUUCAAGCGGUUGCCUCUUUAACAAUAGUUUCAUUGUCCACAUCUCUACAUUGUUUGUGGCUUUGGCUGUCUUCAGCACCUAUGCCUUGAGGUGCUGACUAUACAUUUCUUAUAGCCUAUUUGUGGCAGCAGAACUGAGGUGUCAAGGUGUAAUAUAAGAGGCUCAUCAGCUUAAAGGAUAUGGGUCAGCAGAAGACUGGCAUCACUUACAGACACCUGCAUGCACAAUCAUCUUCACCCCUACCUGCUACACAUAGCUCCAGAACACUUUCUUUUUGGUCCUCAAUGACAUGUAGAGACAAGUAGUCACAUGCCUGGUAUGGUGCGGCACAUUUAAUAUAACUACAUGCAGUUUGACAAAUCAAUAUCAACCUUUGAAGAUUUUAAGGGUACUUAAAGGCCAAAAUAUACUCAAAUUCAGUAGCAGUGAAUUAUAUUUUUUUGUUUUGUAUUUUUCAAAGUUUAUAUUGUAACUAAGAAGGCCACUAUAGGUGAACAUUCUGUGUAAACAAAUAAAAAGUUUAAUUAUCAAAUUCUUUGACGUAUAUACAGUACAAUACAAGCAUCUGCUAAUAACACCGAUACUAUUGUGCAUAUUUUUCUUCUCUGAAGCAUGACUUCUUAUUGCCUUCAAUGCUGUGUCUAUAUGAGCACAAUCUCCCUCUGAGGUGCCAGCAUUUAUAUGCAAUCCUCUUAUUAUGUGCCUGACUGUGAAUGGAUUAGGUGAGAUUGUGACAUGCAGGGUUUGUCCACAAGUAAGCUUUGCUAGUACUUUGCUGGAAAGAGCACCAGAGAUGUUGGCCUUCAGCCCCAAAGGUAAAACUAGCCAUUUCUGUUGAUUAAUGAAUUAAGUUUUAUACAGGAUUUUAUUUUGGGUCAAAUCUUUGGUGAACCUUAUAUUAAUGCCACGUGAGCUUAGAAAUGUAGACAGACAAAAUUUAUGGAAAAUGUUAAAGAUUUCUUCACAUACACUAGAUGGUGCGAGUGAUUAUUUUUUUCUCAGAGCACAUUACAUGGGACUAAAAACCUUUUAGGGCUUCCGAAAUCAUCUCUCAUUGCCGGAAUUGAAGACUCGGUUGCAAUGCAUCUUCUCGGACCGGUCUGAGAAAUAUUACUACGUGUGGCUGGGUCUUGGAAAUGAUACAAUUAAAGUGUCUGUCAGCUGGAAACAAACUUUACACCCGAUCUUUUAUGGGAGAAGAGAAGCAUAUCGAUUUCUUCAGAAGUUGCGUGUAAAUGCCGUUAUCUGUGAUAGUUGAGUGAAGCCUGUGAUGCCAAGACCAGGAGAAACAAAAGAGAGCAAAAAUAAUACUCUUGGAUAAUAGAACUUUUGUGCAGUAAAUGGUAUGAACGGACAGACGGAGAUGAGAGUGGUGAGUGUUGUUUGAAAAUAUUCAAUUUUCGUUUGUUCAUCAUGGGUGUAUGGAGUUUUUUGUGUGUUUUAUUUAAUAAAUAUACCUUUCCCUUAUGGAUGAAUCUAGACAUUUGUUUUCAGUGUCAUCAGAUAUGCUAAACAUCUAUCUUUUACAGCUGUUAUUAAAAAAAAAUAGUGGUGCUAUAAGGGCAACAAAAAGUAAAUCUCUGUUACUGAAUGUUUGUCAUCAGUUGAUAAAUGUUUCCUUUUUUCACAGGUGUGUUUUGUCUUGACGUACAAGGCUUGGUAAUGUAACAGUGCACUCUUGGAUCCAGAGAUUCAGUUAGAACAAUGCAAAAUAUUCCUCUUCAUUUUGUAGGCUUUCUGUCAGAAUUAUUAAACCAUCCCUCUUUUUCUCUCCUCAAGCACAGACACAGCUUCACGCCAUUACCAUUUUCUAACAUUUUACAAUGGGUAAUGUUAGGGGUACUGAUGUCUCCAUGUUGUGUUCAGUGCUUGACUUUUAAAGUGGGGGUGCUGGGACCCUGGAACUGUGACCCAGUCUUCCCAAAAGCCCUUCCUGUUCUUGCAGCCAAGCUGGCAGUGGGCCGGAUAAAUGAAGACUUCAGUUUAGAUUUGGGCUGCAAAGUGGACUUUGUGAUUCUCCAGGAGGCUUGCGAGACGUCCAAGGCACUGACAAAAUUUGUGCAGUAUGAGAGCUCCGUCCAAGCCUUCGUCGGGCCAUUGAAUCCUGGGUUUUGCAACGCAGCCGCGCUUUUGGGGAAAAAUUGGAACAAGGCUAUUGUUUCAUGGGCCUGUGUUAACUACGAACUGGAUCAAGGACACAGCUACCCAACCUUUGCCCGGGCUUUGCCUUCACCAACGACGGUUCUGUUCACCGUACUAAAGCACUUCAGGUGGGCCAGCAUAGGCAUCGUUUCUUCCAACGAGGACAUAUGGGUGGACACGGCCAGCAAAGUGGCUGCCUCCUUGAGGAGUCGAGGGCUACCUGUGGGUAUUGUUGCAUCCAUUGGGAACAAUUCCACUGAGAUGGAGAGGACUCUGAGGAGAAUUCAGCAGGCUGGAGAUGUAAAAGUCAUUAUCAUGUGCAUGCAUUCCUUGCUGAUUGGCGGUGAGCCGCAGGCCGCAUUUCUGCUGAAAGCCCAGGAAGCUGGACUGACCAGCGGGAGGUACGUCUUCGUGCCGUACGACUCCCUGCUUUACAGCCUCCCGUACGCCAACACGUCGUACUCCGCACUGCGGGACAACGGCAGGCUCCGACAGGCGUACGACGCCGUGCUGACAAUCACUGUGGCUUCUGAGCUAAUGUCGUUCAAUGAGGCGUACAGUAUGGCCAAGCGCGCGGGUGAAUUCUCCUCUGCACCUGACCCACAGCAGGUGUCACCGCUGUUUGGGACAAUAUACAAUGGGAUCUAUUUCAUUGCCAAAGCCAUGCACAACUCCAGAAAGGCUGGCAGAUGGCUGUCCGGGACCAAUGUGGCGUCCUUCUCCAAGAGCCUCGCAUUCAACGGCUUCAAUCAGAAGAUACAGACAGACAGUUUCGGGAGGGGUCUGACCAAUUACGUGAUCCUCGAUUCAGAUGGAAAGGGGAGCCAACUCUACCACACCUACCUGGUUGACUUGAGCACCGACCUGGUGCGCUUCGCUGGCCGGUCCAUUCAUUUCCCAGGAGGCACCCCGCCACCAGCUGAUCCCAGCUGUUGGUUUGAGCCCGAUAGCGUCUGCACCGGAGGUGUGGAGCUAACCAAUGUUAUCCUUGUGGUUGUGUUCAUCUUUACCCUUAUUGUUGGUAGCAUGGGUUUAACUUUGUUCAUAAGGAGGCGGAUCCAGCAGAUGCAGCUGGUGAAAGGGCCCAAUCGGAUCCUGCUGACCUUGGAAGACCUCACCUUCAUUGAGCCAGAACUCAGCAACAUGAAAAUAACUUUGGAAGACCUCAGCGAGUUCAAAAGUGAAAUUGGCGGUAAGAGUGUGAAUUCUGCAGACGGCUCCCACUCUAUGAACAGUAAUGCAACAGCAACACAUGAGACUUCAAAUGUUGCCGUUUAUGAGGGUGACUGGGUGUGGUUAAAAAAGUUCAAAGAAGGACAAUUCAAAGAGGUUAAGCCAAGCACCACAAGACUUUUUACAAAGAUGAAGGACCUCCGCAACGAGAAUGUCAACCUGUUCCUGGGCUUCUUCGUGGACUGUGACAUGUUCGCCGUGGUAACGGAGCACUGCUCCCGGGGGAGUCUCCAAGACCUGCUGCGCAACGAAGACGUCAAGCUGGACUGGAUGUUCAAGUCCUCCCUCUUACUCGACCUCAUCAAGGGCAUGAAAUACUUGCACAAUCGUGAGUUUCCCCACGGACGUCUGAAGUCUCGUAAUUGUGUGGUGGAUGGGCGCUUUGUCCUGAAAAUCACAGACUAUGGCUUCAGUGAGCUUCUGGAUACCCAGAAUUUUCCAAAAGAGUUGCCUCCUCCUGAAGAACUGUUCUGGACGGCUCCUGAGCUCCUCCGGGACUUGGAGAUCUCCCAGAAAGGGACCUACGAAGGAGAUGCGUACAGCUUCGCCAUCAUACUGCAGGAAGUGGUGGUUCGUGGACCACCGUAUUGCAUGCUGGGUCUGCCUGCUGAAGAGAUCAUCAGGAAGGUGAGAAAGCCCCCGCCCCUGUGCCGGCCCACCGUGGCCCCAGACCAGGCCCCCCUGGAGUGUAUCCAGCUGAUGAAGCAGUGCUGGAGCGAGCAGCCGGACCGGCGGCCUACGUUUGAGGAGAUCUUUGACCGAUUCAAGACCAUUAAUAAAGGUAAGAAGACGAACAUCAUCGACUCCAUGCUGCGCAUGCUGGAACAGUAUUCCAGCAACCUGGAGGAGCUGAUCCGGGAGAGAACAGAGGAGCUCGAGGUGGAGAAGCAGAGGACUGAGAAGCUCCUUUCUGAGAUGCUGCCACCGUCUGUUGCAGAGGCCCUAAAGACAGGUGCCACAGUGGAGCCAGAGUACUUUGACCAGGUCACCAUCUACUUCAGCGACAUUGUGGGGUUUGCCACCAUCUCUGCCCUCAGUGAACCCAUUGAGGUGGUCGAUCUCCUCAACGACCUUUACACUCUCUUUGACGCCGUGCUUUGCAACCACGAUGUUUACAAAGUGGAGACUAUUGGUGAUGCCUAUAUGGUGGCUUCAGGUCUGCCAAAGAGGAAUGGAAACAAGCAUGCGGCAGAGAUUGCCAAUGUGUCCCUGAAUCUCCUCAGCUCCGUAGGAUCCUUCCAGAUGAGGCACAUGCCAAGUGUCCCGGUCAGGAUUCGAAUUGGCAUACACUCAGGGUCAUGUGUUGCUGGGGUUGUGGGUCUGACCAUGCCUCGGUACUGCCUCUUUGGAGACACGAUCAACACCGCCUCGCGUAUGGAAUCUACGGGCCUGCCUUUUAGAAUUCAUGUCAAUAUCACCACUGUGAAGAUCCUUCGGUCUCUGAAUGAGGGGUACCUGAUAGAUGUGAGGGGGAAGACAGAACUAAAGGGUAAAGGCAUUGAGGAAACAUACUGGCUUGUUGGGAAAGCAAACUUCUCCAAGCCAUUGCCAAAACCCCCAGAGAUCAAACCAGGCGAUAACUGGCAGGAAAUGGUGACCAAUGAAAUCAAGUCUAUCUUCCGGAAGGCCAACAGGCCAGUGGACGGGCCCAGAAUCUGAGGGAAGCAAGAGGAGUGGAAUGGUGAAGAACAGAAAAGCCUUUACCCUGCAGCGGCAGGAGAGUAAGACGGGGGUUAUCACUCUGCCUGGUAACUCUGGGUUAUCUGAAGAAUGGUAAUAGGAUUACCAAUUGUCUAAUCUUGUACAGGCAAGCACAGCAGACAGAAUGCACUAAUAAAGUGAAGGUCAUUAUAGCACUAAGUAUGGAAGUACAUGUAUGAGAAGAACAAGCAU